AUGAGCUUGCUGAACGAUUCAGCGUUGCUAGCAAAGGCAGAACGAUGUCGCGAGCGUAUGCGGAAGAUUGCCGCUCAGGUGACAUGGAGCAAAGGCUGGAACAUCUUUGAUCUACCAUCCCGUGAAGAGCUCAUCGCAUUUUUCUCAUCUCUCACGAAGCCAGAAAUUUACAAGUUCGACCAAGAUGUGUUUGGCUAUGGACAUGACCCAAAAACUUAUAUGAGAAUUCAUAGAAUGAAAGAGUCAACGGCGGUAGUUGAGUUGGAGCAGGAAAUUUGGGAUAAGGAGACGGUUUACGGGAGUGUUCCGAACUGUGGAGGUGUUAGGGGACAUGAUGGAGCUGAUGCUUCAACGUCCUCCGGAUUCCGUGAUGGCUACCACCCAAGUAUGGAUAUGCACUAUUCUAGAAGAAUUUACGCUGACGAGACAGAUGCAAAAACAAAGAAAAAGAGCAAAAAGAAGGCAGCUAAAAAGAAGAACACUCGCCGCUAG
Messenger RNA from Caenorhabditis briggsae, 492 nucleotides. Bases 1 to 492 code for a protein of 163 amino acids. The record is from RefSeq and is a predicted model, not a curated record. NCBI's taxonomy places the organism in Eukaryota, Metazoa, Nematoda, Chromadorea, Rhabditida, Rhabditidae. The transcript has 3 exons.